AUGGAUUCCCCUUCCCAGAUCGGCUACAGCACCCAGGACCAGUGGUACUGGCGCAGCUCAGACUCCGAGUUCUACAGCACCACCUCUCCAGAAGCCGUAUCCCCAGACUGCUGCCUGGAGCCCACGACACCCAAGUUCCCGGCCCCGAGCAGGCUGAGGGGCCCCCCCAGGAGGAAGGUGGGCAGAACCCGAUGUAGGAACACCAGCAAGCAGCGGCAGAGCGCCAGUGAGAAGGAGAAGCUGAGGAUGAGGGACCUGACCAAGGCGCUCCACCACCUCAGGACCUACCUGCCCCCCUCUUUCGCUCCAGUCGGACAGACCCUGACCAAAAUCGAGACCCUGCGUCUCGCCAUCCGCUACAUCAACCACCUGUCGGCCCAGCUGGGUGACACGGAAGAGAACCUGCACUCGUCUCAGAAGGAUCUCGCAGCCCUGGAGUGCCAACAUGCACCAGACCUCAUGAUGUUGUGCCAGUCCAGCUCGUUGGAGGGCCGCUGGGGGCACAGUGAGGAGGAUCAUGUGGGGCAGUAUCACAGCCCAAUCCUGGCCUCCCCAGCUGCGGAAAUGGAGCAUGGUCAGCUUAGCGGGACCCUGGGACUUACGGUACAGGAAGACAUCUUUAACUCCAGCCUGGAGUCCCUGUUGGAGUCGCCAGAGUACAGACAGUCCACUCAGGACUAUCAGAUCUACAACAGAGACUUUGGCUGCCAAAGAUUUCAUCAAGAGCUCUGGAUAUGA
Molecule: messenger RNA, 738 nt
Organism: Brienomyrus brachyistius
Lineage: Eukaryota; Metazoa; Chordata; Actinopteri; Osteoglossiformes; Mormyridae
Product: mesoderm posterior protein 1-like
Exons: 3
Coding region: 1-738 (245 amino acids)
Biological process (GO): somite rostral/caudal axis specification; regulation of transcription by RNA polymerase II; heart morphogenesis
Cellular component (GO): nucleus
Molecular function (GO): DNA-binding transcription factor activity, RNA polymerase II-specific; RNA polymerase II cis-regulatory region sequence-specific DNA binding; protein dimerization activity
Source: RefSeq, a predicted model, not a curated record